UAUUAAGUGUGUCACGGGCUAUUACGUGAUCGUGUUUAUCUCCUACUGUACGGCCUGUUUAUAAGGGACGCCCCUAGGUGGGCGCUAGUAGAUGCUGCUGCUAGCCGGCUAAAGCUAAGUCACCUCUAACGCGACAACGAAACCUUAGAAGUGGAGGAGUGACAACUUCCCAACAUGCUGCCCGACAAAGACGGUCCAGGUGUAGGCGGCGGACAGGUGUGUCCUGACGGAGAGGAGCCGUCCGUGAGCCUGUUCAGAGAGUACCUCCGCCUGAGAACCGUCCACCCACAGCCCGACUACGAUGGUGCUCUUCAGUUCUUGGACAGAAUAGCAGAGGAACUUGAGCUGCCCAUGAAGAAGAUCGAGGUUUGUCCAGGCAAAAUCGUGUCAAUCAUGACAUGGGAAGGGACAAACCCGAACUUGAAGUCCAUCCUGCUGAACUCCCACACAGAUGUCGUACCUGUUUACCAGGAACAAUGGAAAUACGAUGCUUUCAGUGCUUUCAAAGAUGCAGAGGGCAACAUUUAUGCCCGGGGAACACAGGACAUGAAAUGUGUAACUAUACAGUACAUUCAGGCAGUGAGAAGACUGAAGGCAGAGGGACGGAAACUGAUGCGCACUGUGCACUUAAUGUUUGUUCCUGAUGAAGAAGUCGGAGGUCGCGAGGGAAUGGAAACAUUUGUAGAGCAUCCAGAGUUCCAAAGGUUAAACAUUGGCUUUGCCCUUGAUGAAGGUCUGGCUAACCCUGGAGAGGCCUUCACUGUGUUUUAUGGAGAGAGGAACCCAUGGUGGAUCACGAUCCACUGUCCUGGCAGCCCAGGCCACGGGUCGAGGUUUGUGGAGAACACAGCUGCAGAGAAGCUGCGACAAAUCAUAAACUCGUUCAUGGACUUUAGAGAAAAGGAGAAACACAGGUUAAACACCAGUGAGUGUCUCACACUUGGUGAUGUCACCACCGUGAAUAUGACCAUGGUCAAAGGAGGCGUGGCCUACAACGUCAUUCCCGCUGAAAUGGACGUCAGUUUUGACCUUAGAAUCCCGCCCACAGUGAAUCUGCAGGAGUUUGAAAAACAGAUCCAACAGUGGUGUAAGGAAGCAGGAGAGGGCAUCACAUAUGAAUUUGCCCAGAAACAUAUGAAUCAGAAUAUCACGUCAACAAAGGAGAACGAUCCGUGGUGGAGCACCUUCAGUUCAACCUGCAAGGCAAUGAAUAUGACUUUGGAAAGAGAGAUCUUUCCAGCUGCUACUGACAGCCGUUUUAUCCGAGCGGUGGGAAUCCCUGCUAUCGGCUUUUCCCCUAUGAACCGGACGCCGAUCCUGUUGCACGAUCACAACGAGUAUCUGAAUGAGCAAGUCUUCCUGAGAGGCAUCGGCGUGUACGAGAGGCUCAUCCCAGCUCUCGCCUGCGUUCCUGCUUUUCCUGAUGAGGCUUAGACAAGCUCCGGUUAUUAAUCCCUUCUAAAACAAAUUUCCUAUUUAACUUGAAAAAUUACAGAGAUUACCAAAGAACAGCAACAUGUAUAUCAUUAAGCCAAACUGAAACCUUAGCCUUUGGUGUAUUGAUUUUGUUUUUAAGGAAUAAGGAUUCUCAGGAUAAGCAUUGCAUUGUUAUUAUUGCAGCAGAUUUUUUUAACAUGUCAAUACUGUUGAUUGAGUGUCUGUGUGUGUGUGUGUCUGUGUGUGUAUGAAGGCUUAUAUAAAUAUCAACUAUUGUCUAAAAUGCAUUUUGCAUUAGGAUGGCAGAGUUGCUAAAACUGAUUACAUCUUAAAAAUUACUUACUAUACUUAGUAUACUAUAAAAUGAUGAUUCCACAAUGAGAGUUAUAUUCAAUAAACUGGAAAUGAAUAUGAAUUACUUUCAUAUUCUCCUGUA
This is a messenger RNA of Betta splendens (Siamese fighting fish), 1873 nucleotides long. RefSeq names its product aminoacylase-1-like. Gene Ontology annotation, biological process: amino acid metabolic process. The transcript has 15 exons. Bases 175 to 1434 code for a protein of 419 amino acids. NCBI's taxonomy places the organism in Eukaryota, Metazoa, Chordata, Actinopteri, Anabantiformes, Osphronemidae. Gene Ontology annotation, cellular component: cytoplasm. The record is from RefSeq and is a predicted model, not a curated record. Gene Ontology annotation, molecular function: aminoacylase activity.